Lolium perenne is the source of this 1937-nucleotide messenger RNA. Its product is annotated as NAC domain-containing protein 7. Gene Ontology annotation, molecular function: DNA binding. The record is from RefSeq and is a predicted model, not a curated record. NCBI's taxonomy places the organism in Eukaryota, Viridiplantae, Streptophyta, Magnoliopsida, Poales, Poaceae. Gene Ontology annotation, biological process: regulation of DNA-templated transcription.
CCUCAACCCUCUCUCACUCGCCACCAUCUUCACCACCUAGCUUUCUCCAUCUCUGUCUUUCACCCUAGCUAUAGCUGCACAAAGCUUCAUCCUCGUCGCAUCCAAUUCAUCUGAUCGAUCUUUGCCUUGGAUAUUAAUCCUAGCUAGCAGAGCUACCUAGCUAGAUUGUUUGGGUUUUACCUUAGCUUCUUCCACAGCCUGCCAAUCGAUCUGUCCAUUCAUGGCGGCGGCCAUAGAUUAAUUGCCGUGCUCUCCUUUUCCUUCAUUUGAGCACCCAAUCCCGUUCUUCCCAUUCAUUCAUCAACCCCGUUCCCGUUCCCGUUCUCCCAGUCUCACCUGCAACCUCCCUCGCUCCUCUCAGCUUGCAAGCUCCCUGCUGCAUGUGCUAGCUUCUGAGCAGGAUCAAGGGGAAGAGGAAGAAGAAGCUAGUAACCAACAAUCAGCCAAGAACUCCUGUAGUCAGCAGAUAAUGAGUUAGGGAUCAGAAAGGCAGAUCGGAGAGAGGGAGAGAGAGAAGCCUAGAGACAAAAAGUUUUGCCCUGUCUACUAGCUACUAUAGCUGCUCCCUCGCUAGCCAGAUCUCUGGAUUUCUACAAGGUUUCAUCACAUCUCCGUGAUACCAAACCGCCGAGAAGGUUUAAUUUUACAUUGAUUGUCAACCCAACAACAUGAGUAGCAGUAUGCAGCCGCAGGUUCCUCCAGGUUUUCGGUUCCACCCGACCGACGAGGAACUGGUGGAUUACUACCUCCGGAAGAAGGUGGCCUCAAGAAGGAUUGACCUAAACGUCAUAAAAGAUGUUGAUCUCUACAAGAUAGAGCCAUGGGAUCUCCAAGAGAAAUGUAGGAUAGGGCCUGAGGAGGAGCAGAGCGAUUGGUACUUCUUCAGCCACAAGGACAAGAAAUAUCCGACAGGGACUCGGACGAACCGCGCAACCGCAGCUGGGUUCUGGAAGGCGACCGGGAGGGACAAGCCUAUCUAUGCCAAGCACUGCUUGGUUGGCAUGAGGAAGACCCUCGUGUAUUACAAGGGCAGAGCUCCCAAUGGCCAGAAAUCCGAUUGGAUCAUGCAUGAGUACCGCCUUGAGACCAAUGAGAAUGGCCCUCCGCAGGAAGAAGGAUGGGUAGUGUGCAGGGUGUUCAAGAAGAGAUUACCAACAACAAGAAGAGAUCUAGACCAUGAUGCACCGUGCUGGUACGUCGACGAUGAUGGGCCCUUCAUGCAUGAUCUUAACUCUCCGAUGAGAGGAAUGCCCCCUCACCACAGCAUGGCACUGCAAGAACAACACCUCCACAUGCUAAACAAUACCUACAAGCGAGAAUUCAAGCUACAGUACCAAAUGCCAAACCAUCAUCAUGUUCUCAACACCAUUCCUCAUGAGCUAGAGAUCCCUUCCAGCUUCCAUUCUCUUUUGGCAUCACCAAAUGAUCACCAAAUCAAUGUGCACCAUGCACACCACCACCAUGUUCAACUUAUUGACCAUUCCGUGGACGACCAAGCAGCAACUGACUGGAGAGUACUGGACAAAUUUGUUGCAUCCCAGCUUAGUAACGAUGCAGCCAAGGGUGUAGCCUAUACGGAUGAAGGAGACAUUCUUCGGCUCAAUGAGAAGGUGCAAGAGGUGACUACUGAUUACGCUUCGACAUCAACAUCGAGCAGUCAAGUUGAUCCGUGGAAGUGAUGAUCAGAGCCAUUAAUAUAUAGCAUCUCAUCUAUAUAUAAUUAUUAUCUUAAGGAGCUACAAUAAUGAUGAUGAUCUUAUCAAUUGUUGGACAUAUGAGUAAUUUGAGUUACAUAAUACCAUGUAAAUAAGACUAUUACACUGUGUGUAGUGUUGUGCUGCUUACGUGCUUCAGGGGCAUUGUACUAAGUAUACUUGAUCAGAUCACCGUGUUGCUAUAUAUAAGAAAUAAUAUCAUGGAAGACAUACAAGCUUCAU